GCCACAGUCCUUCUCCUUCCCUCUGUGUACACUGACCCUCCCCAUCUCUCUCUCUCGACACUGAUCCUCUCUGUCUAUCUAUCUCCCUCUCUUGACACUGACCUUCUCUAUCUCUCUCCCAUUCACAUCGGUGACCAUGGCGCUCUCACUCUCUCUCUGGACACGGACCUUCUCUCUCUUUCUCUCUCUCCCUCUGGACACUGACUCCCUCUCUCUCUAUCCAGACACUAACACUAACGCUCACGCACACACAAAUAAACUGUGGCGUGUUUCUGUGAAUCCAAUAACCAGGGGGGAGGCGGCCUGUAGCCCUCUGUUGCUGAUUGGGAGACUCCGAGUCCGAGCCCCCAUAAGAAGACAGUGCGAGUCCCAUCGAGCCCUUAGAGCCGCGGUCUUGCGUGUUCCGAUGUGCAGCCUGCAGAGCGCCUUCCUGCGCUGGGCCGUGUUCCUGCUGCCGCCUCCUCAGAGGGAGUCGCUGUCGCACGGCGGCUUCAUCUUCUGGGCAAAGCCCAGGCCCCGGGGUCCAUGGAACGGCUCAGUCCGGGCCCGGGCCCCGCCUCGGGGCGGGCGGAGGGAGGUUAUGGGCGGAUACGGCCCGCCCUCGGCAGCAACAGCGGGCCCGAGCCUCGGAGACACUGCUCCCUGUCCGCUCGCUAUCGACCACCGGAGCCUGGCGCACCCCGAGCGGUCGCUGAUGGAAGAUGUUGUACUGGGCCGGCCGCAGGGACCUGAGUCCCCGGUCUCCGAGCUCCCAGGUCCCGGGGAUGUGAGUCUUUCCCCCACCAUCCGGAUUCAAGUGGCGCCGGCCGAGGAAGAGCUGCUUAGUCCCGGAGAACCGAGUCUCGGCGGCGGGGAAAACUCCCGUGCCUCGUUCAGUGGAGCAGAGGAUGAGCUGGACAAUGACUGGAGAUCGCCUGAACCUGAGCUAAUACAAAAACUAAUUGCUCAGAUUGAAUAUUACCUUUCUGAUGAGAACCUGGAGAAAGAUGCAUUUCUUCUGAAACAUGUGAGAAGAAAUAAAAUGGGAUAUGUCAGUGUUAAACUACUGACAUCCUUCAAAAAGGUGAAGCAUCUCACUCGUGAUUGGCAAACCACUGCCUUUGCUUUGAAGCACUCGGAGCUACUAGAACUGAAUGAAGAAGGAAGAAAGGUGAGAAGGAAGACUGCUGUUCCAGUGUUUCCUAGUGAAAACCUUCCCAGUCGGAUGCUGUUGAUAUAUGAUUUACAUGUGUGUCCAGAAUUUCAAUUCUUAAACCAAAAUCACAAGUCUGAAAAUGGAGGAUUACAAGAGAAGUUAAUAGAGCACAUAUUAAAAGUAUUUGGCUUGUUUGGUACAAUUUCUUCUGUUCGAGUUCUAAAACCUGGAAAGGAACUUCCUGCAGAUGUGAAGAGAUUAAGUAAUCGGUAUUCCCAGUUGGGUGUGAAAGAGUGUGUAAUUAUAGAGUUUGAAGAUGUUGAAUCUGCAAUCAAAGCACACGAGACACUUGGAAAAACUGAUGAGGGCAUGAAAGUGGUGCUGAUAGGGAUGAAACCACCAAAGAAGAAAGGUGUCAGAGAGAAGACCAAAGAACCUGAAGAUCUUUAUAAGAAUGUGUCAAAAAGCAAAUCUGCCAAUAAGCGAGUUGAGGAGCUGCAGUACAUGGGUGAAGAUUCCUCUGCAUACAGCUCAUCUGAAGCUGAAAGCAACCCUGCAUCACCCAUGCUGAGCCGCAAGCUUAAACCCAAUAAUCAGCUGAGCCCUAACUUGUAUCAAAAUCACCUGAGCCCUAAUACUUCACCUCGAUCUAGUCCAUGGAAUAGUCCACGUUCAAGUCCUUCAAUACACCGUAAAAACACCAUUCCCUGUAAAUCCACACUUGCUGGAGAUGCAAAACUCAGUAUUACAACUUCUGAAAUUGGAAGUAAGUGGACUGACUAUUCAUCUGACAGUAGCAAUACACCAUCAGGCAGUCCAUGGGUACAGAGAAGAAAGCAAGCACAUGCAUUAUCAUAUGAGAACAGCCCUGUAGACAGCCCUAUGCUUUCCCAAAAAACACAUAAUGCAGGUGGACUACCACGAGGAGUAAUGCGUUUGCCUAGAGGGCCAGAUGGUACAAAAGGAUUCCAAACUCAUGCUGAAAGGAAUAAGCCACUUGUAAUCUGAUGUGCUGUUUUGUUUCUGUUCCUUAUAAUAUAUAUCUUCCUAUCCUUUUUUAGAAUAACUGAGAUUAUGUAUGUGACUAAUGGAAAAGUUUAUACCAAAAAAUGGGAUCAAAGUGAAGCAAUUUUCUAAGUGUUUAAGUUUUUUGUAACUUCUGCAGUGGUAAACUGCAAUGACAUUAUUUGCCUGUAUUUUGGGAAAGUAAUCUACCUUUUUUUUUAAAAAAAAAAAACUUGAAAGCUUUUGUUCUGAAGGAAAAGCGGCAGCUUCCUAAUUUUGAGAUGAAACACUAGAGGGGGGGAAAAAGUAUUAUACACUGUGGCUUACAGCACAAAUUAAAACAGCCACCAAUAAGUUGGCUAACCUGACAUGAGAAAGUAAGUUUCCUGCUGGUUGUUGUAAAAUCUGAGCUGUACUUGGAAUUAAUAAGUAUGGAAAAGUAUGCAUUGGCAGUCACAUUUGGACAAAUCAAGAUUGUAUUACUGUUACAAAUAAAAGUAGAUUAAGCAGUUUA
Messenger RNA from Rhincodon typus (whale shark), 2654 nucleotides. RefSeq names its product La ribonucleoprotein 6, translational regulator a (gene larp6a). Lineage: Eukaryota; Metazoa; Chordata; Chondrichthyes; Orectolobiformes; Rhincodontidae. Gene Ontology annotation, molecular function: mRNA binding. The coding region runs from base 137 to 2143 and encodes 668 amino acids. The transcript has 3 exons. Gene Ontology annotation, cellular component: nucleus. Gene Ontology annotation, biological process: RNA processing. The record is from RefSeq and is a predicted model, not a curated record.